CUCGCGCGGCGGCGGGGGCGGCAGCGACCGCAGCAAGACAAGGCGAAUCGAGGCGAGGCGGACAAGGACCUUGUGCGGUGGGGCCGGCGGCGGGGAGAGGUGUGAGGGCGGCGAGGGACCUAAGGGGGAGUCGGGCCGGUGGGCCGCCGCCGCCGCCAUGCAGGAAAUCAUCGCCAGCGUGGACCACAUCAAGUUUGACUUGGAGAUCGCGGUGGAGCAGCAGCUCGGGGCGCAGCCGCUGCCCUUCCCCGGCAUGGACAAGUCGGGGGCUGCUGUCUGUGAAUUCUUUUUGAAAGCUGCCUGUGGCAAAGGGGGCAUGUGUCCUUUCCGCCACAUCAGCGGCGAGAAGACAGUUGUGUGCAAACACUGGCUGCGGGGGCUGUGCAAGAAGGGGGACCAGUGCGAGUUCCUGCAUGAGUACGACAUGACCAAGAUGCCUGAGUGCUACUUCUACUCCAAGUUCGGGGAGUGCAGCAACAAGGAGUGCCCCUUUCUACACAUUGACCCUGAGUCCAAGAUCAAGGACUGCCCCUGGUAUGACCGAGGCUUCUGCAAGCAUGGUCCCCUCUGCCGGCACCGGCACACACGGAGAGUCAUCUGUGUAAAUUACCUCGUGGGAUUCUGCCCGGAGGGGCCCUCGUGUAAAUUCAUGCACCCUCGAUUUGAACUGCCGAUGGGAACCACCGAGCAGCCCCCACUACCACAGCAGACACAGCCUCCAGCAAAGCAAAGUAACAAUCCGCCAUUACAAAGGUCGUCCUCCUUGAUCCAGUUAACGAGUCAGAACUCUUCUCCCAAUCAGCAGAGAGCCCCACAGGUCAUCGGGGUCAUGCAGAGUCAAAACAGCAGUGCAGGCAACCGGGGACCUCGGCCGCUGGAGCAGGUUACCUGCUACAAGUGUGGUGAAAAAGGACACUAUGCCAACAGAUGCACCAAAGGGCACUUGGCCUUCCUCAGUGGACAGUGACAGCGACUGGACCAAGCUCAGAGCAGCCCGAGGGGCCCGGUGGUUGGGGACAACUCUGAGCCAUCCUUGGGAGUGUGCACUUUCUAACCCCAGCGUGGUGCAGCUCUGGUUGGAGCUGGCCAGCAGGCACACACUGUGGUUUAAUAUCUGUGGGGAUGUGUCUCCGUUUCCCUGUCAUUUUGCUGUAACCUUUUCUUUUUUUAAAGGGGACAUGUGCUCCAGUUUGGUUCCUCAAGUAGGCAUCAGCACCUGUCUGGGACUCUUUACACUCCACCCCCUGGGGAGGGGAGGACACCAGGGAAGGGCUUAUGCUCAGCAGUUCUGUAUGGAAAAUGGCCCUUCCCCUCAGGGCCUCGUUAAACACCAGCUCUUGGUGACCCCAGGGGCUGGUGGCUCAUGUAAAGCUGAGGCCAGGUCAUACCUACUUUCUCCACAUCCUGCCGAGUUCAGAAGCUGUGCCUUCUCCAUGGUGGCAGAAGCUGAGAGGAGGGGUGCAGGACUCUACGUGUGAGGGUUUUUUUCAUCUGGACUUAUUUUCUUGGGGCACCUGCUGGACAGUGCUUGAGGCACACCUCAGGCUGGAGCUGCAGACCACCCCAUAGACAGAUGCCGUAGUUUGUGCUCCUACCUCCCACCCCAUCAAGCAUCUGUAUUGUCACUCAAACACUUCUGGCCUGCAGAGACCAUCCCGCCUGAGCCUGUAAAUGUGAAACUGUCACCUGCACCCUGCUGGGCAAGUGGGCCUAUCCAAGUUCAAUUACAGGAACAAUUUUUAUGAAACUGAUUAAAGCUUGUUUUUUAAGUGCUUU
This is a messenger RNA of Manis javanica (Malayan pangolin), 1776 nucleotides long. It is a transcript of the gene CPSF4, whose product is annotated as cleavage and polyadenylation specific factor 4. Gene Ontology annotation, molecular function: zinc ion binding; RNA binding. Lineage: Eukaryota; Metazoa; Chordata; Mammalia; Pholidota; Manidae. Gene Ontology annotation, cellular component: mRNA cleavage and polyadenylation specificity factor complex. The record is from RefSeq and is a predicted model, not a curated record.